Messenger RNA from Eruca vesicaria subsp. sativa (arugula), 999 nucleotides. NCBI's taxonomy places the organism in Eukaryota, Viridiplantae, Streptophyta, Magnoliopsida, Brassicales, Brassicaceae. The record is from the annotation of a GenBank genome assembly.
AUGAAGUCUUUUGGUUUACGUUGUCUGUUUAUUCUUCUUACGUUACCGUACCUCCUUCAAGCCGAUCUCUCGCCUGAUUACUACAGCAAAACAUGCCCUGAGUUCGACCAAACCCUUGUCCAAGUCGUCACCGACAAACAGAUCGCUGCUCCAACCACAGCGGCAGGAACACUCCGUCUCUUUUUCCAUGACUGCAUGGUAGACGGCUGCGACGCCUCGAUCCUCGUCGCUUCUACUCCCCGUAAAACCUCAGAACGCGACGCCGACAUCAACCGCUCCCUCCCUGGAGACGCAUUCGACCUCAUAACUCGCAUCAAAACCGCCCUCGAGCUCAAAUGCCCCAACGUCGUUUCAUGUUCCGACAUCCUCGUGGGAGCAACGCGUAGCCUCGUUAAAAUGGUCGGAGGUCCAAGAAUCAACGUCAAAUACGGUCGUAAAGACAGUCUAAUCUCAGACAUGGACCGUGUCGAGGGAAAGCUAGCUCGCCCCAACAUGACGAUGGAUCACAUCAUCUCCAUAUUCGAGUCGGCUGGUUUGAACGUUCAAGAGAUGGUGGCUCUCGUCGGAUCGCACACGAUAGGUUUCUCUCACUGUAAAGAGUUCGCGAGCCGCAUCUUCAACAGCAACAGCGCCGAUCACAGCGCUGACUUUUGUCCCGAAGGGAUGAACGCGAAAUACGCCGCGGAGCUGAGGAAACUCUGCGCGAACUACACCAAGGACGCUGAGAUGUCUGCGUUUAAUGACGUUUUUACCCCCGGGAAGUUUGAUAACAUGUAUUACAAGAACUUGCAGCAUGGUUACGGGUUGCUUGAGUCGGACCAAGCAAUUGCGCUUGAUAACAGGACGCGUCCGUUCGUUGAUCGUUACGCGGCGAACGAAACGGCGUUCUUCGACGCGUUUGCUACGGCGAUGGAGAAGUUUAGCGAGCAGAGGGUGAAGACGGAGGUGGAUGGAGACGUUAGAAGACGGUGCGACCAGUACAAUGACUACAAGGGGUAA